UGUCAUUUGAAGUGCGCAUUGAAAAAAUGGUGGAUGGUAGUAGGAAUUGACAAAUUAGAGCCGAAUAAAUAGUAAAUUUUAGAAAAAUUUAAGAAAAACGGUGUAUCACACGGUGUACGUGUAACUAAAAAGAUUGAAAAUGGGCUCGAAUAAACGACACAAGACCGAGAAGAGUCGGGACGCUAAGAAGAAGCGUCACCGUAGCCGUUCACGAAGCUACACGCCUGAGCGCGAGAAAUCGGAAAAGCACAGGCAUCACAAAAAGCAUAGAAGAAAAGAACGCAAGGAUUAUGAUAGUGAUGUUGAAAUAGUUAAUGCACCUCCACCCCCAAAAAUUUCUAAGUCUUCACAUCCGUCAACGCCUCCACCUCCUGAAAUUUCUAAGCAGCACAGCCCUUCGCCAAGCAAAGGCGGUGGAACACAAACCUCUCUAUCGAUUGAAGAAACUAACAAGUUAAGAGCAAAGUUAGGUUUAAAACCAUUAGAAGUUGAUAGUGGACCAAAAGAUGAUCCGAAUAAGAUUAAGGAUGACUUGGGAGAGUUUUAUCACAAGCCUGCUCCUGAUGUUAACGAAAAGUUAAAGACCCAAAAAUUAAAAGAAAAGAUUGGCACUCAGAAACAGAAGAGACUAAUUGAGGCUAAUUUAGCUAAAGUAAAAAGUUUAGGAGAAUGCGAAUCUGAUGAUGAUACCAGAAAUUGGAUUGAUAAGACCAGACGUUUAGAGGAAGAGAAGAAAAAAGCAGAAGAAAGGGCAAAAAUGUUAGAUCAGUUAGAUGAAGAAUUUGGAAUUGGAAAUUUGGUUAAAGAAGAAAUUCAUGCUGCACGUAAUACGGCUUAUACUGAAAAAAAUUUAAAGGGUCUCAAAGUGGAGCACAAUAUUGAGAAAUUUGAAGAAGGCAAAACACUUAUCUUAACGCUAAAAGAUCGACAAGUGCUAGAAGAAGGCGAAGAUGUGCUUGUUAACGUAAAUAUAACUGACGAGGAACGUUAUCAACGUAAUAUUUUCAAUAAAACGAAGAAGCCUGGUUACGAUGCAUACGAUGACGAUAACUUCGAUGAAUUCGGUUUCCCGAAGAAAACAAUUCUGGAAAAAUAUGACGAAGAGAUUGGAGGAACGAAAAAAGACACUUUCACACUGGGAAUUAAUAACAUCAAAGACAUGAAACAGAACAAACUUGACUACGUCAAACAACGUUUAGCCAAUAAACGAUUAGAAUCAUUACAAUUAACAGAGCCAAAACUAGCUAGUGAGUAUUAUAAUGAAGAAGAACUUGCGAAAUUUAAGAAGCCAAAGAAAAAGGUUCGAAAGAUUAGAAAGAAAUUAAAAGCAGAAGAUUUAAUUCCUGAAGACAAUGAUUAUCUUCGAGAUCUUGGAAGUAGGAGAGCCAAAAAAACCGAGGACGUAAAAGAAAACGAUGUUUUGGACGUAGAUGAUUUGGGAGCUCCCACUGAAGAUCUCAGUGGAAUAAAAUUGGAAGAAGAUGACAAAGAGUUGGAAUUACAAUUAGCAUUGAAGAAGGCUCAAAAACUAAAAGAAUCCCAAUUAUCAAAUAUCGAAAAAGUUGUUGAAACUAUAAAACAGGAGUCUAUGGGUUCUGAAGAGAGUCAAUCUGGAAAUAUUGUUCUUAACGCCACUGCAGAAUUUUGUAGAACACUAGGAGACAUUCCUACUUAUGGUCUUGCUGGAAAUAGAGAAGAAAAUGGACAGGAGUUGAUGGACUUUGAAAUGGACGGAGUCAAAGAGGAACCUCCUGCAAACGAGGAUGAAGAUGAUGGCCGUGGCGCAUGGAAUACCGUGCACCUAGAUGAAAGUACAUCAGAACCAGUAGCAAUGGAAGCCGCGAUUUUAGAUGCAGAACCUUCGCUCGGACAUGGCGUAGGUGGAGCGUUAAAACUUGCUAUGAGCAAAGGUUAUUUGCAAAAAGAAGAUAGUAGUAGACCAUCUGCGUCUCGUUUCGCACAUCUACAAGCUCAGAAUUACUCGAUAGAGGACAAGACUUAUGGAGACGAUGAUAAAUUUGGUAGAAGGGAUCGUUUCAAUGGUCCAACGUCAGAAUUCAAAGAGAAGGAUGGUUUCAAACCAAAUGUCAAGCUGGAAUACAUCGAUGACGAUGGUCAUGUUUUAAGUGCAAAGGAAGCUUUCCGAUAUCUCUCACAUAAAUUUCAUGGGAAAGGUCCAGGAAAAAAUAAGGUUGAGAAACGAAUGAAAAAAGCAGAACAAGAAGUUUUAAUGAAACGAAUGUCAUCUACAGAUACCCCUCUAGGAACACUUAAUUUAUUACAAGCAAAACAAAAAGAAACUCAGUCGCCAUAUAUAGUACUCAGUGGAAGCAAACAAAUGCAAACGACUAGCAUAUCGAAGUCAAAGCAUUAAGUUAAAGCUAAUUUCUGUAAGAACUGUAUAUAAUAUUGUGGCAGAGAAAAAUCCCUUGUCAGUACACUUUUUCAGCAGAAUAGUACAUUGGAAAGUGAAUACUUGCACAUUUUUCCUUUAAUUUGUUAAUCUACUUACACGAUAAUAAAAUAACAUUUGUGAGUUUA
Molecule: messenger RNA, 2541 nt
Organism: Bombus impatiens (common eastern bumble bee)
Lineage: Eukaryota; Metazoa; Arthropoda; Insecta; Hymenoptera; Apidae
Product: U4/U6.U5 tri-snRNP-associated protein 1
Exons: 11
Coding region: 140-2374 (744 amino acids)
Biological process (GO): mRNA cis splicing, via spliceosome; maturation of 5S rRNA
Cellular component (GO): U4/U6 x U5 tri-snRNP complex
Source: RefSeq, a predicted model, not a curated record